AUGAGUGUCGCUAAAUACUUCAGCUGGUUGCUAAGGAAUGAAAAACAAGUUUUCCUCCAAUCUUGGGGAAGUUGUUACCAUGACUUGCCGUUGAAGGCUGAUCAGAGAAAUGCUGAAACAAAUCAAAAGAAAAGACCAUCUUUAAAACAUUCUAGUGAUGGUGCAGAAACUCCUCUUCCGAACCGCGAUACAGAUGAUGAUGGGAAUCCUAUUUACAAUUUUCUUUAUCCUAGUAAAGAGCUCCUUCCUGAUGAUAAAGAAAUGAGCAUAUAUGAUCAUUUAGAGGAGUUGAGACAGAGAAUUUUCACGUCAGUUUUGGCCGUUGGAGCUGCUAUGCUUGGUUGUUUUGCGUUCUCAAAGGAACUUAUUAUAUUUCUUGAAGCUCCAGUUAGCGCACAAGGUGUUCGAUUUUUGCAACUAGCUCCUGGAGAGUUCUUCUUCACAUCUCUAAAGGUUUCAGGAUACUGUGGCCUCCUAUUAGGAAGCCCUGUGAUUCUCUAUGAGAUGAUAUCGUUUAUUCUUCCGGGUUUAACAAAAGAAGAGAGAAGAUUCCUGGGGCCAGUUGUCCUAGGUUACGCAGAAGGGGUUGUUGAAUCACUGUGGUCUAUUGAUCAGUACUUUGAAUUUGUCCUUGUGCUCAUGUUUAGCACUGGAUUAUCUUUCCAGGUUCCAGUAAUACAGCUGCUUCUUGGGCAACUGGGCUUAGUGUCAUCAGAACAGAUGCUCUCUGUUUGGAGAUAUGUAGUGGUAGGUGCAGUGAUUGCUGCUGCUAUACUCACACCAUCAACAGAUCCUCUUACUCAACUGCUGCUGGCUGGACCCCUUAUGGGUCUUUAUUUGGGCGGAGCAUGGAUGGUAAAGCUUCUUGGCCAAUGA
Molecule: messenger RNA, 876 nt
Organism: Fraxinus pennsylvanica
Lineage: Eukaryota; Viridiplantae; Streptophyta; Magnoliopsida; Lamiales; Oleaceae
Source: the annotation of a GenBank genome assembly